Messenger RNA from Schistocerca gregaria, 385 nucleotides. Its product is annotated as dynein light chain Tctex-type 1-like. Bases 14 to 385 code for a protein of 123 amino acids. NCBI's taxonomy places the organism in Eukaryota, Metazoa, Arthropoda, Insecta, Orthoptera, Acrididae. The record is from RefSeq and is a predicted model, not a curated record. Gene Ontology annotation, molecular function: dynein intermediate chain binding. The transcript is spliced from 3 exons. Gene Ontology annotation, biological process: microtubule-based movement. Gene Ontology annotation, cellular component: cytoplasm; cytoplasmic dynein complex.
UUACGCUAACGUCAUGGAGGAAGAAGAAGAAGCUUCAUUACACGGUUUAAAGAGUUAUUCGUCCUACCUGAGGGAGGAGAUCGGGACGGCGGUGCAGGAGGCGCUGGACGCCGUUGUGGGCGACUCGGAGUUCCAGGAGCACCGCGUCGAGAUGUGGAUCAACGCCAUCCUGGAGAGUUGCCUCGGCCGCUUCGUGGGCCUCGAGAAGAACAGCAAGUUUGUAGCGACUUGCGUGAUCUGCCCCAAUGAUGGUACGGGCAUGCACGGGCAGAGCGCAUGCGCUUGGCACCCGGGCAUGGACCACGCGCUGGUCUACGAGUGGCAGAACCCAUACGUGCGCGUGUGCGUUACCGUCUUCACCAUCUGCGCCACGCGCCUGCGCUGA